AUGGCAUCCACCUCUGAAUUUUGUGGUGUCCAUCAGCCUGUUAGGUCAAUUAGCUUGCCUGCUAGGGUGCACCCUAGUUCUAAUAGAGUUGAAUCAGUGUUAAACCGCUUAAAAUCCAUCCAAAUUUCAUCAGCUUCAACAGUUGCUUCUUUUGGAGCUGAGACCAUUCAAAAUGGUCUAGUGGGGCUUGCAGAGUUGUACAAUUGUGUGGAGGAACUCAUUCACUCUCCUCUCACCCAACAAGCUCUUCUGCGCUAUGAAGAUGGAAAGCUAGUGGAGAAAGUUCUGGACGGUUCAGUCACAUUGCUGGACACAUGUGGCAAUGCAAGAGACAUUAUUUUUACAAUGAAGGAACAUGUACAAAGCCUGCAGACAACUUUGCGUAGAAAGCGUGUAGAUUCAAGAAUUGACAGUGAUAUUCAUGCUUACAUGUGCUUUAGAAAGAAGGUGAAGAAGGACAUUGCUCAGUGCUUUAAAGCAUUGAAGCAAAUGGAAAUCAAAGUUGAGUUUUCCUCUCCACUACUCUCAGCUUCAGAUCACCAUCUAUCAAUGGUUGCAAGUGUUCUAAGAGAAGCAAGCGCCAUUACCAUCUCCAUUUUUAAAUCUCUUUUGUUAUUCCUAUCCAUGCCUACAAUGAAGACAAAGUCAUUGAUUUCAAGAUUGAUGCCCAUGAGAUUAUUAUCCUCUGAGAAAGGACAGAAGAUUAUCAAUGAGGUGGGGAGCGUUGACAUUGCUCUUUAUUCCCUCCAUGGACAUCUAAGAAAUAAUGAUGCCAAGGCUGAUGUUCAACUGGCACAAAGGAUGUUAGAGACACUCCAUCUUAGUGUAGAGGGGCUUGAGCAUGGAUUAGAUUGCAAAGAGAGCCGUCAAGGAACUGAGAUGUACAUCAACAUAAGAAUAACAACUAAGAAUUAUAGUAAGAAUUAUGGAGGAGCCUUAGAUGUACAUUCAUGCUUGCAGCUCUGUGAAAUGUGA
This is a messenger RNA of Quercus lobata, 975 nucleotides long. RefSeq lists its product as uncharacterized. Gene Ontology annotation, biological process: root development; shoot system development. The transcript has 2 exons. The record is from RefSeq and is a predicted model, not a curated record. The coding region runs from base 1 to 975 and encodes 324 amino acids. NCBI's taxonomy places the organism in Eukaryota, Viridiplantae, Streptophyta, Magnoliopsida, Fagales, Fagaceae.